UCAAGUUGAUUGUGAAUAGCUCUUGUUCAGUGCGCUAUGAUAAGAUUAAUAUUUACAUCUUGCUGUGUGCAUCGGUCUCUCAAGAUUGGCACGCAACAUGAUAUUUUGGUUACUACUGAUAAUAGUCACAGAGACAAGGGUGGCUAGGAGUAGGGAGCCACCCUGUUUAACAAAGGAUAUUUGCCCCUGUAACACGUACUGUUCCGAGCAGGCUGACUAUUCCGUCAAGUGUUAUCCAUGUCAUAGUGAGUGUGAGCCCAGCCAAGGUUGUGACGGCCCCAUGUCUGAACAGUGUCGAGCUUGUAAAACUGGCUACACCAAACAGCCUGGAUUCUCUCCAUGUAGAGCGUCAACUUGUCCUGUUGGAACCUAUGGGAAUCAAUGUAAGAAUCAAUGUCAUUGUCAUAAGAAUUACCUCUGUGUGCAGGGGAGAUGUACUGGAGGCCAAUGUGAACGUGGUAGGACAGGACUGCCCUUCUGUCUAGAGGCCUGUCCCGCCCAAACGUUUGGCUUAGACUGUCGCCUUAUCUGCCACUGUAAGGACCAAGAAGACUGCAACAAGAUCCAAGGAGACUGCCCGAGCUAUCAAUGUGAUGGAGAGUGGGACGGGCCAGGAUGUCAGAGAAAACUGCCCAAACUUUAUUUCCCUCCUCAAGUGCUGCUUUCGAAGUGCAAUAAUAUCACAUUGAGAUGGUUUUCUUUUGACGAAACUGAUGAUAUUGGCCAAGGACCCAUUGGUUUGUAUAAAGUCAUGAUGAAACAAAUGAACGGUGACAUUUGGUUUAAUCCUGUCAACGUGACGGAUCCAGAUAUUGUGACAGACAUACAGACAGACAGGUCAUUGAAAAAGGCGCACGUUGUCAGCAUCACUUCCGGUCUUGUGGCUGAUGUGGAGUAUACGUUCAGAGUGGACAUUGUGGCCUCGGAGUACGACAAAUUGUUGAAAAGGGCAGUCCCAGGUGAACCCAGCAAAGCCAUCUUAUACAAGUGCGACAGCACGCCAUCUUGCCCUUUUGGAACCUACGGUAACGAAUGUCAGAAUCAAUGUCAUUGUCUUAACAAUGACCUCUGUGAGCAGGGACUUUGUAACGGGGGCAAAUGUGAACGUGGUAGGACAGGACUGCCCUUCUGUCUAGAGGUCUGUCCCGCCCAAACGUUUGGCUUAGACUGUCGCCUUAUCUGCCACUGUAAGGACCAAGAAGACUGCAACAAGAUCCAAGGAGACUGCCCGAGCUAUCAAUGUGAUGGAGAGUGGGACGGGCCAGGAUGUCAGAGAAGACUGCCACGGCUGAAUGAGCCUCCCUCGGUGCUAGUUUCUACGUGUAAUCGCAUAACAUUGUUCUGGCUGCCUUUUGACACUACUGUUGACUUAGGCGAGGGACCUGUUGGUUUGUACAAAGUCAUGAUGAAAGAAAACAAACAGACAGACUUUUGGCUCAACCCUGUCAACGUGACAGAUUUACAACCUUUGAAAGAAAUACAGACAGACAGCACAUCCAAAAUGGCGCACGUUGCUAGUAUCACUUCCGGUCUUCUACCAGAUGUUGAGUACACGUUCAGAGUGGACCUCGUGGGCUCGGAGUACGGCAAGUUGUACAGCAAGGCGGUCCCAGGUUUGCCCAGCAAAGCUACCUUACACGCGUGCAAAGGUGCAUGUCCAGCUUUUACUUUUGGUGACACCUGCCAGUAUCAGUGUCAUUGUGAGAGAAGUGAAGACUGCAAUAAAAAAACAGGCGUUUGCUGGAGUGAAACUUGCCACCCUGAUUGGUUCGGACCUUCCUGCCAACGUAGGCUACCCAAGUUGAGGCAACCGCCGAGAUUAAUCAAAUCAGUUUGCAUGAAUCUGACUCUGGAGUGGGACGCAUUCAACGAGUCUGUUGACAUUGGCCAAGGACCAGUUGGGCAAUAUAUGGUUUAUAUAUUAUCAAGCCAAGAAGACCCAACAGUGGCGUGGUACAACGUGGCCCAAGUGACCCACCUGUCAGGCAAACAGUCGUAUGUCACCAGCGUCAUUUCCGGCCUGCGUGAAGACUACGAGUUCAACUUCCGGGUGGAUGUCGUAGGCACCGAAAACGCUAUGCCGCUGGACAAGUGGGCGCCUGGCUUUGUGGCACGCUACCAGAACAAGUGCGAAUUCUGCCCAUUGAAGACAUUUGGCGCCAAGUGUGACAAGACCUGCCAUUGUAUUGGAGACCAAGAAUGUGACAAAGUGACUGGUCAGUGCCCCAGUGGUCGCUGUCACCCUGACUGGUAUGGGCUUGAUUGUCAAAAAAGACUACCAAUGUUGAUAGAUCCUCCUCGGCUACAGUCUUCAGCCUGUAUGAACAUCACAAUCUCUUGGAAUACUUUCAAUGAAUUGUCAGACGUGGGUCAAGGUCCAAUAGAUAUGUACAGCAUAUACUUCAAGCCCGCAUUGUCCGAUGCGACAGUGUCCUGGACUAACGUACUGAAUGUGAGUAGCUCGAACUCACAAAAAUAUAUAGCCAGCAUUGUGGACGGUAUGAUGCCCAAUGUUGAAUACCUGUUCAGAGUAGACGUUAUUGGAAUAGAUCAGAGGACAGAGAACUUCAAAAGUACAACUGGGCUGAGCACAUGUCCCAUACUUAACAGUUGUAAAAGUCGUCCUAGUGGUACAGAAGUGAAUUCCGUGGGCAAAUAUUUUAUAUUUGUUGUGGCUCAAACUUCAUUAGAAGGAAGAGCUCAAGAAAUGAGAGCAUUUGUUCAAACCUACACACCUUUGAAUAAAACAGUUUAUGUGGUCGUGUUGACGAAAAGAUUUUCAUCUCAAACAAAUAAAUCUCGUACAAAGUCAGUAGAAGUGACGAGGAAUGUUCAGUUCUUUAGCAUGACAGAUCUUUCAGAUGCCGCCAAACAAAAUAUUGCCUGGAGAGAUCUCAUCUUUAACAUGUUCAGCAAUAACGAAUUUGGUGUUACAUUACUCUUGGAGAAAGCAGCAGUUCAGUUAGCUAGCAUGACUGUACUUCCGGUGGCCGGGUGGGAUGUCAAAUACGUCUGCUUUGGAAUUAAAGAAAGUCAACACGUGGUCGUUCUCAACUUGAAACCUGGCAAUGACAUCAUCGUUUUAUGUAGUCACUCUAGACUCAGUCAUAACUUUUCAAUGAGUGAAAUGUUUUCGGCUGUCUAUAUUGACUAUUGUACUACAGGGUCUAGCAGUGAUAGCUCAUUUACAGGUCUCUCAUUGAGUGGAACCCAUCCUUUUGGUGUGAUAACAGUAGAUUCUCUCAACUAUUACACAGACUUCUGCGAGGAUGUUGAAAAUUUUAUUGGUAAAGAGAUGCCUUUGCCACUGAGCACUUUCGGCCAAGAAUUUAUCACAAUUCACAGCAGACUGUCCGACAUUAAUGAAGUGUUUGUGGUGCAGGCUUUACACGCGUUCACCAACGUGACUAUGUUGAAACAAAAUCAAAACAACUCGAUAGACUCUUACAGUUUCUUCAUCCAACAACACUUACAGAAUGUACUGAUUGAGCCCAAAAAGUACGGAACUCCAGCAGCUCGAUCAGUGGUCAUCAGGAGUAGUCUCCCAGUGCAAGUGAUCUACGUAAUGCAGCCACCGUGUCCCCAGACGAAGCAGUUGGUAGGGGAUGUAAGCUACACAUAUCUAAUGCCUGACCAUCUUUUUUAUAAUGAAUAUUAUGUCGGAAUUCCAGCGUUCUUGGGUGUCAAUGUCUCUGUAAUGAUGGUCAUAUUACAAACUGCCAUAGAAUCACUAGCACUAAACGGCCAACACCUACGAGAGUCAAUAGCAUGGGAGAAUGUUGUAGCAAAGCCAGGAUGGUCGUUUGGAGAAAAACUGUUGAGUUCUUCUUCUAGCCGCAUCACAGCUGACUAUUUAUUUGGGUGCUACGUUUACGGAGUCGCAGAACACAAGGCCUUUCUACACGUUGCCGGAUAUAAGUCAUGCUUCACAGUCACUCCUAACAUGCGACCAUCAGACUGCUUAAGAAACCUUACUUCCAGAGAUGCUUUAGCCGCAAGAAGCAAAGGCACACCGGCCUACGACAUCACUUGGCAGACUACAGUCAUCGUGCAUCUAGGUUUACUAUGUUCGUAUCACAUUUUAUCUGAUUUAAAGGUCAAAGAUUCACUUUCUUAGUGAGAAGUAAAGGAUUUCAUUGCAAUGAAAAUACAUGUAAUAUGCUGUACUUAAAAUAUGCGUCCCAUUCACUACAGUUUUCAUAGAACCUUCUUUAACUAUUUUCGUCUGUUUAUCUCACACAGGUUCUAGCCCCCACACCACACACAGGUCCUAGUUCUCUCAACACACACAGGUUCUAGCCCCCACACCACACACGGGUCCUGGUUCUCUCACCACACACAGGUCCUGGUUCUCUCACCACAUACAGGUCCUGGUUCUCUCACCAC
Messenger RNA from Biomphalaria glabrata, 4386 nucleotides. RefSeq lists its product as uncharacterized. Gene Ontology annotation, molecular function: protein binding. The coding region runs from base 98 to 4117 and encodes 1339 amino acids. The transcript has 29 exons. The record is from RefSeq and is a predicted model, not a curated record. Lineage: Eukaryota; Metazoa; Mollusca; Gastropoda; Planorbidae.